UCUUUAUGCAAACCAAUCGUCCAAUUGAACAUGCACACAAGCAAGCAACGCCGCAAUCCCAAAGAAACGCUCAUCUUGGCUCUAAUCAAUCGCGCAAUAAAACCACACGCGCCAAGCCGAUGCCAUGGCACAACGCCGCCCAGCCCCAGCCCAGACAGACAAGCCCCAAUCCAACCUUCCCAUGAAACUGCCCCAAGCGGCAGGCAGAGAACCUCCCCCACAAAAAACGCCAGCAACAAGGCAAAAGAUAAGCCAGAAAAGCAGCGUCACAAACGCCCGUCCGUCUGAUAAGCCAACACAACACAACGCACGCCAGGGUGCCAGGUGCAGCGCCCGUACAGCAGGGCGCACAGACCACCAACCCACAACACCACCACCAAGUCCAACCUUCCACACCACGCCUCCCACACAGCGCGCAAAAGCAAGCCCUCCGCAGCAGAAACCCGUCUCCACCCCGCACACGCCUCAAACCACAAAACCUGGAGAAGCAAAGCCAGCCAGCCCAAAGCCAACCCCACGUUACCAACGCCAACAAUCGCGCUCGCAAUCCAAUCGCGUGCUCCGCGCGCCAAGCACGCAAUGCCCACACGCGCAAUCGCCGCCGCGAUGUCGCCAUCCCGGGCCCCCAACCCCAACCCCCCGGAUCAGCUACAAUAAGGCUGCGCCAGCUGGCCUGCUCUUUUUUGGUUUUUGGUUUUUGCGUUUUGUGUUUUGUGCCGAGUCGGGCUCGCCUGCUAAAUUGCUUGCUCUUUUUCCUUCCCUUCGUUCGGUCUGCGUUCCCUCCCUCUUCGCUCGCACGCAGGCAGCUGCUUUUUAGCGACUCUUUCUUCCAGAUGCAGAUGCGAUGAGGUGGCGCUGGCCCGGGCCCGUGGCGCGAGAUGAAACAGAACGGAUCGACGGGCGGAUUUGGGGACGGGACGGGACGGGGCGGGGAGCGAGCAGACGGGACGACGGCUUUUCUUCUGCUCUCUCGUUCUCUCUCUCUUUCUCUCUUUCGCUUCUUUCAGCUCGUCUUCUUUUCUUCUUCAUCUCUCCUUCCUGGAACGGGAGGAGAUGCGGUCGAGGGAAAUGUUCUGACUGAGAGACAACACCUUACGUCCGCUCGCACACACGCUCUA
Aplosporella prunicola CBS 121167 is the source of this 1118-nucleotide messenger RNA. RefSeq lists its product as uncharacterized. The record is from RefSeq and is a predicted model, not a curated record. The transcript has a single exon. The coding region runs from base 125 to 817 and encodes 230 amino acids. NCBI's taxonomy places the organism in Eukaryota, Fungi, Ascomycota, Dothideomycetes, Botryosphaeriales, Aplosporellaceae.